GCAAAAACGGCCACCUCCACGCGAAUGCAACAUACAGAGGAGAGGACAACCCCGGCGGUUGCAUUGAACCCGCCCGUCUGCAUCGGCGUCCACUGCGGCACACGCGGGGCAUAUUCAAUAAACGUAAUAAAGAGCAGUUUACAGUCAGAGACAUGCAGGUGCGGCGGGGGAAACAACCAGGAGCGAGUUUGGUCGGUUGGUUCUGUCAAUAUUCUCGUUGUAUCUCCUCAUCCCCGAGCAUCCUCCCCUCCACACCACCAGCAUCACCACCAAGGCCGAGUCAUCUACACCAAGACACCACACAUACACGCAUAUUGCAUAUUUCGCAUUGCGCACACCAUGGCCGAACAACAACAGCCUCCUGCCGUCGCGGCAUCUACCGAGCCGGAAACGACGACAACCACCACCGCACCGGCUGUCGCAACUCCCGCGCCCCCGCCUCAAGUCGACCUUGUGCCUGGCGAGGAUCCCGAGGACGACGACGACGACGAUGCCGAUGCCGACGCCGACUCAGCCCUUGGCUCCAACGCCCUCAGCUCAACCGCCUCGGUAACCGCCAGCAUCCUCGAGUACCGCACCAUCCACGGCCGCACGUUCCACAGCGACCGCCAUCCGACCGAGUACUUUACUCCCAACGACGAGCAGCAAAUGGAGUCGGUCGACAUUACCCACCACUACCUGACCGUCCUCCUCGACAACAAGCUCUUCCUCGCGCCCAUCAAGCCCGAUGUUCAGAGAGUCGUCGACAUUGGUACAGGAUCUGGUAUAUGGGCAAUUGACUUUGCCGACCAGUUCCCCGCCGCCGAUAUUGUCGGCUCCGACCUCUCUCCCUGCCAGCCCAAAUGGGUCCCGCCCAACGUCCGAUUCCAGGUCGACGAUGCCACGCUGUCGUGGACCUGGAAGGACAACUCCUUCGACUUCGUCCACAUCCGCUACCUCUUCGGCGCCAUCCAGGACUGGAACGGCCUCUUCAAGGAGGCUUUCCGCUGCUGCGCCCCCGGCGGCUGGGUCCAGUCUUGCGAGGCCGACGUGCACUUCUUCAGCGACGACGGCACCACUGACGCCGAGCCCGUCCUCAAGACCUGGGACAAGCUGUAUACGGACGGUGGUAAGGCCACGGGCCGCAAUUUCUUUAUCCUUGAUGACCAGCGUAGCGCCUUCAAGGCUGCCGGUUUCGAGGAUGUCAACGUUGUUAAUUACAAGCUCCCCGUCGGUGGAUGGCCUAAGGACUCCAAGCUCGCCGAGGUUGGCAACUUUGUCAAGUUGACCAUGGAGAACGAUAUUGAAGGCUACACCCUGCUCCUCUGGCACAAUGUGCUCAACUGGCCCAAGGACGAGUACCAAAUCUUCCUCAUGGGUAUGCGCCAGGCCCUCCGCAACCGCAAGAUGCACGCCUACAUGAAGGUGCGCUACGUCUACGGUCGCAAGCCCGAGACGGCGUAAGCGAGUGGUAUUGCAUGGCAGCCUGGGUAAGAGAUGGAGAACCAGGCACGAGGCGUUGGUGUUAGGAAGACGGCAUGUUAUUGCCCCCAUCCGACGAUUCGAUACGAUAUUUAUGAUGUGACGAUGUGUUUCUGUCAGGGCGGCUUGCGUCGUUCUUGGGCAGUGGCUGAAGGGACCUGGUGCAACAAAAUGUGUGGUCGGAGGAGAUUGUCGAGUGACGAUUCUUUCGAGGCAAGGACUCGGUGCUCGUCUAGUCGUUCGUUAUUACAAGCCAAGAUACACCUCAGCAUGGAAUGCCCUUCAUCAUCAUCCUGAUAGUCAUGCACUUGAUACGAACCUGACGGUUACUCGGUCUGUGCCUUUCACGAGCAAUUCGACAUCGCGUGUUGGACAAACCAGUGAUCUCACAACCCCUCGCCGAAACUCUAACCACUCCAUGUACCUCUUCCUCACGCCCGAGGCAAGCC
This is a messenger RNA of Ilyonectria robusta, 1910 nucleotides long. Its product is annotated as S-adenosyl-L-methionine-dependent methyltransferase. The transcript has 9 exons. The coding region runs from base 25 to 1443 and encodes 472 amino acids. NCBI's taxonomy places the organism in Eukaryota, Fungi, Ascomycota, Sordariomycetes, Hypocreales, Nectriaceae. The record is from RefSeq and is a predicted model, not a curated record. Gene Ontology annotation, molecular function: methyltransferase activity.